Thlaspi arvense is the source of this 1377-nucleotide messenger RNA. Lineage: Eukaryota; Viridiplantae; Streptophyta; Magnoliopsida; Brassicales; Brassicaceae. The record is from the annotation of a GenBank genome assembly.
UUUUAUUUACAAAUACUUUUAAAAUUGACUUAAAUUCCGAAAAAUUAAAAAUGCCGUAAACUCUUUUUGAAGCCUCUUCUCUCCCUCCAUAAGUACCCUUCCUACCUUCCUCCUCCCUCACACAAAUUCUCCUCUCUCUCUCUCUUCCAAAACUAAAUUUUUUUCCGUACUGAAGAAAAAAUGGCGGCGAAAGUAACGAUAGUAAUGGCGGUUAUGGUGGUUGUUGCUCUGACGGCAACCACAGUGAACGCCAAGAUCCCCGGAGUUUACACCGGAGGUCCUUGGGUUGACGCUCACGCCACCUUCUACGGCGAGGCUGACGCUUCCGGCACUAUGGGCGGUGCGUGUGGUUACGGGAAUUUGUAUAGUCAAGGAUACGGAGUGAACACGGCAGCUUUAAGCACGGCCUUGUUCAACAAUGGCUUGAGCUGUGGAUCUUGCUUUGAGCUAAAAUGUGUGAACGAUCCAGGCUGGUGUCUUCCCGGAAACCCAUCAAUCCUAAUCACCGCCACUAAUUUCUGCCCUCCUAACUUCAAUCAAGCUAGCGACAAUGGCGGUUGGUGUAACCCUCCUCGUGAGCACUUUGAUCUCGCCAUGCCAAUGUUUCUUUCCAUCGCUAAGUAUAAGGCUGGUAUCGUCCCCGUCUCUUACCGCAGGAUCCCAUGUAGGAAGAAGGGAGGUAUGAGAUUCACGAUCAAUGGAUCGCAUUACUUCAACUUGGUGCUCAUCACUAACGUAGCCGGAGCGGGAGACGUCGUGAAGGUGAGUGUGAAAGGAACCAACACAGCGUGGUUAAGUCUUAGCCGGAAUUGGGGACAAAAUUGGCAAUCCAACGCAAUUCUCGUCGGCCAAUCUCUUUCUUUCCGAGUCCAAACCUCCGACCGCCGAAGCUCCACCUCCAACAACAUCGUUCCGAGUAACUGGCAAUUCGGGCAGACUUUCUCCGGCAAGAAUUUCCGCGUCUGAUCAUUUCUAGACAAAUAAAGGAAAAAAUCGGCGGAAGAUACCGAAUCUUUUUUUUAUAUAAUAUAAAAUACAUAUAUAUUUACGUGUCUUUAAGCUUAGUUACGAUUUGGAAUUGGGGUUUUACCAUUUUUCCCUUAUUUUCUCAGGGAAAGUAUUGGGGUUGCUUGGUUCGGAAGUUAGGGUUUUGUUUUAAAGUUUAGGGCUUGUGUUUUGCUUUUGGUGUGUGUUUGUGUCUUUGCUUGGAAUGUAGAGAGGCUGAAGCGGCUGCAAAAAGAAAGGGUUGGGAUAAAGAUCAAUGUAGCCCGCAGCUCUCCUUUACGCUCUGUUUGUAUUAAGUAUAUAUAAUAUAAAGAAACUUGAAUUUAUUUGAUGAUUUGUCUCAGUAACUAAAAUCGUUCCUAUAACUAAAGC